Ceutorhynchus assimilis (cabbage seed weevil) is the source of this 1695-nucleotide messenger RNA. The record is from the annotation of a GenBank genome assembly. NCBI's taxonomy places the organism in Eukaryota, Metazoa, Arthropoda, Insecta, Coleoptera, Curculionidae.
AUGCCGAAAGCAAAACCUUCUGUAAUGGAGGUGAUUAAAAACUACAAGGAAUUAACAUAUGAGAGUGUUCGAUUGUUUUGCAGAGCUUGUGUUAAAAUGACAUCGUUGCAUCAACAGUGUCUGAAAAAUUUCACAAAUAAACCGAAACAAACAACAAUUGCAGAAUCGUUAGGAUCAACUUCUGGACAGAGCGAUCAGAGGAACUUUAAUCUUGAUUUAUGCAGAGCUAUGGUACAAUCUAACAUACCUUUGAAUAAAUUACGAAAUGAUGGAUUGAAGUCAUUUUUGGAGACAUAUUCUCACGGCUUGAACAGAGUUGCUGAAACUAUAAGGCAACAAUUUCCUCUUGUCAAUGAACUUAUAAAAAAUGGAAAAAAAGUUUUUGUCAAGGCGCAUUUGCGGGUGCAACUUUUUAAAGAACGACUACCUAAUAUUCCAUUACCACCUGAACCAGUGUUGACAAGAUGGGGCACUUGGUUAGAUGCCGCAUUAUAUUAUGCAGAUCAUUAUGAAAAUUUUAAAAACGUUAUAUUCGAGCUACCUGAGACAGCUAGUAAAGCAAUUAAAGAUUGUCAAACGGUCCUGAAUCAAAAUGAAUUAAUUAACAAUUUAUCCUACAUGAAAGCUAAUUUUAGUUUUGUCAGUACCACCAUAAAGUCCCUAGAGAAGCAAGGAAUGACAUUGGAUUCCUCCAUCAAAAUGAUUGAUGAUUUCGAAAAAGCGAUUGACAAUGUACCAGGAGCAACUGGCCAAAUAAGAAACUUCGAUAAUAAUAUAUCAUCAAAUAGUCAGACAUCUUAUGGAAAUAAUCAAUUGUAUCAUACUAACAACACUAAUUCCCGAAACUAUGCAUCAAAUUCUAAUCAAAAUCCUUAUUCUCAACAAAGAAGUGAUAAUUUUAAUAAUUUUAAUGAUAAUAAUUAUAAUAAUAAUGCAAAUUCUUGUAAUCCAAAUUUUAAUUAUGCUAAAAAUUCUAGAAAGCGAUCAUCAAACAAUCAUCAGAACUUUUAUAAUCAAAAUAAUUAUGGACAACAAAAUGAUUCUUGUAAUUUGUCUCGUAAUCAAAAUUUAUCUAGUCACAGAAACCAUAAUUUCAAUCAAUAUCGAUUCAAUCAGAAAAAUCCUAAGAGACAAAAACUAGCUAAUGCACAGUUACAUAAUAUUGAGACAGAAAAUAACUUAUUGACAAUAAAGCUACAAGCAUUGAAAGAAGAAAAGCAAACUUUAUUGAAAAAUUAUGAAAUAGAACGUAAAUUAUUCGAUAAAAUCCAGGAGGAACAUAACAAAUUGAAAGUUAAAGAAAUUAGAAUUGAAGAAUUGGAAGAAAUGAAUAAAUUAUUAAAAAAAAUAAUUGUUGAUCUUGAAAAUUUUUUAACUGAUAAAGAAGCUACUAUUGUAAAAGUGAAUAAGCUUAAACUUGCUUUGGAAAAAGACUUGAGCAAAACUCAAGAAACAUUAAAAUUUUUAGAAGAAAAACUAGAAGCCCAAGAGACAAAGAAACCCGAAUUUAAUUGUAUACAGAUAAAAGUGCGACAACUCGAAAGUGAAAAGGAAAAUUUGAAUAAAUCAUUGAAUUUAGAAUGGGAAACGUUUGAUAAGAGUUUCCACACAGAGCACGAAGAAUAUGAAAGCUAUAGAGAAAAUAUUAAUAUAAAAAAUGUUGGAUUAGCCAAAGAGAAUUUGGCAAAUAAAUGA